GCGACUAUUUGCGCGAAAAAUAUGAAGAGUCUACGGUAGUGAAAUUGAAUAAACGUGGACGUUUACAAGUGAAAGAUCCGCAGUAUAAAGUGCCAACGGCGCAUGAUUUGGUGUAUCUGGAUGAGAGUCCUGAUUGGUGCCGCAAUAGCCGGCAGUUGCAGUGGCCAGGCACACAUGGUCGCGUUUGCAAUAAAACAUCCUCGGGCUUGGAUGGUUGCGGCAUUUUAUGUUGCGGUCGAGGCUACAACACCAAAAACAUUGUGGUGCGCGAACGUUGCAAUUGCAAAUUUCACUGGUGCUGUCAGGUCAAAUGUGAUGUCUGUGUGAAAGUGCUCGAGGAACACACCUGUAAAUAAAUAAAUAAUUAUAAAAACACAAAUAUAAUAACAAAACUUCAUACGAAAAAAGUAACUAAAACCCAAAUGAUAAAAUGAAACUACUCAACAACACAUGACGGCGGCAAGGAGGCGAUAAACACGAUAUGAAAAUUAGUAAAUAAACCAAAAAAAAAAAUACAUGAAAUUAUU
Messenger RNA from Bactrocera oleae (olive fruit fly), 527 nucleotides. Lineage: Eukaryota; Metazoa; Arthropoda; Insecta; Diptera; Tephritidae. The record is from RefSeq and is a predicted model, not a curated record.